Cetraspora pellucida is the source of this 588-nucleotide messenger RNA. Lineage: Eukaryota; Fungi; Glomeromycota; Glomeromycetes; Diversisporales; Gigasporaceae. The record is from the annotation of a GenBank genome assembly.
AUGUCGACGCGCCAACUUGAGAAAUCUAGCAGUGAUCCAGCGGAAGAACUGGUGAUGAACCCUAGAGGAAUACCAAAAGUUCAAUUUGUUGAAAAUGUUGACGAUUUCAUGUCUAAAGCAUCUUUCGAGGCUACCUUGGGUAAAUUUCAAGAAACCGUAGCCAAGUACAAAUUUAUGGAAUUCAAUUAUAUGAACCGAAAGAAAGGCCUUGAAACUAGAAUACCAGAAAUUAAAAAAACUUUAACAGUCGUGGAAUUUUUGAUAUCAAUGCAGGAUUCUGAUGAAUCGAUAGAGACUACUUUCGAGCUGAAUGAUACUUUGUGGGCCGCUGCUAAAGUCAAGUCGACAAAAACCGUCUAUUUAUGGCUUGGGGCUAAUGUAAUGCUGGAAUAUGAAUUGCAAGAAGCAAAGGAACUUCUUGAAACAAAAUUGUCAACUGCCCAGAGUACACUUGAUUUUGUUAUAGAAGAUUUAGAAUUUAUGAGAGAGCAGAUUACCACAAUGGAAGUUAACAUUGCACGUGUCUAUAAUUGGGACGUUAAGAGGCGAAGACACUCCAAAACUGAUCAAUCUGAGGAAAAGAGUUAA